Didymodactylos carnosus is the source of this 3774-nucleotide messenger RNA. The record is from the annotation of a GenBank genome assembly. Lineage: Eukaryota; Metazoa; Rotifera; Eurotatoria; Philodinida; Philodinidae.
AUGACAAACCCAAGAGCAUCAGGCCAUUUACCUUUGAAAACGCCGAUGACAAGCAAAUGGAAGACUCAAGCACCAAACAGUGAUCUAUUGGAGAGACAGACACGAGCAUUGGAAGAAAGUCUGAACAAACUGAAGAUAGCGAUGAAUCCUGAUAAAUCGAAGCCAGCCACUGAAUCAAGUACUUCAAUUUGGAACAAAGGAAAAAGUGGUCCUAUUACUCAAUAUGCAAAUUAUGUACUUCGAGACGAUGGCUCACGAAGACUUUUUGACACUAAGCAACCCAAAGUGAGAAUCUUAGGCGAUGAACCGGCAGUACCAGUUCUUCGCCCGUCCUUGGUUGCAAAUUUAUAUAAUGUUAAACCGAAUUCAAAUACACACCAAAAGAUUGCCAAAUGUGGUCAAUUUGGGGCUGAUGUUGUCUUUAAUGAAUUACGCCAAGUUAAAAACAUCGAAGAUAAUUUAAUGAAUUCUUUAUAUGAAUCUACUCGAAAUGACGAAGUUGAUAAUGAUGAUCAUACCGUGUAUAGUGACGAUGAGAUAAGCGACAACAACAGUGCAAGAUACGGUGGCGGUGCAUUACUGGAGGGAACUUAUAAUGAAAAGAAUAGCGCUGCUUCGUUUCAGCAAGCAUUAUUGCAGUGGAGAAAUACUAAUACUACUACUAGUAACAGUAAUAAUAAAAAGCCUUCAAGAAAAACACAAAUAAAAUCAAAAACUUUGAAAAAAAAUGUACAUGCCUAUGCGGUUACCGUUGAUAGUACUCAAACGCCAAAUGAAAAUCAACAACCGAUGGUAUCGACCAUUGAAUUUCAUACAACCAAGCUAACCUAUGCUGAAAAACUUUUAUUGAAAAAAUAUCGUCGUACAACAAAAAACGAAGAAUUUUUCGUUCAACGACCAUCAUCAAAAUUAUCAAAAAACGAUUCUGCAAGAUUCGCUAUUCUUGAGGAUGAAUCUGAGAAUACGAUCGAGAAUGAUUUACAUGUUCCAGUUAUUAAAAAUAAUAAGCCAACUGAGAAAGAUCUAAAUGUUUCACAAUCACAACUGAAUGUCAAAAACAAUUAUUUCGGUUUAACUAAUCCAAAUAAUAAAAUCAAGGAGUUGUACAAUGAUAUCAAAGUACCAGAUCAAAAUGAGUUUAGCACAUCGAAUGACAGUGUACAACCAUUAAAAAAGAAUAAAGAUAAUGCGAAAUUAGUUGACCAUGAUCAUGAUGAAAUGCUGACGCAACGUACUUCAAGACCCACAAGUCGUGCCAAAUUAUCUUCUAGACCAAACAGCGCUGUUAAGAAAAUGCCUUCACGACCUAGUUCGGCUUUAUUUCAACAUCCAUUACCAUCGAUGCUAAGCAUAAAUCCUAGUGAAGAUUUGUUGGAGAUUACUUCACACUCAUCGAAUAACAGCAAAGAUAUUCCCAGCAGACCAUCAUCGGCAGCCUUGAAAAAACCAACGAAAAUUGAUUAUAAAAUUCAAUCGAUUUGGAAUCGUAAUUGGAAACCGGAGAAUAGUCUUAGUGACGGUGUCGAUCUAUUUUCAGUCAAACCAGAUGAAAUAUCUAUGAUGCAGUUUGAUCUAGCUUUGAAAGACUUGCUUGAUGAAACAAAAAUUGAAGCAACUGAAGUUUUAUCAAAUCGACCUAGUUCUUCUGUAUCCGAUCUGAACAGACCGCUUAACUUCCACUCAUCAAGCAAGGACUCAAAUUAUGUGACGCAAUCUUUUCAGCUCAAUCCACAAACACCAAUUACGGAAACUGAAAAAACAAUAGACGAUGCAACGAAAUCUGCUCGGAAUAGUGCACGUAGCACCGAUUCAAAAAAAUAUCAGAUUGAUUUUACACAAACAAAAUCAAGUCCAAUACAUACAGUGAGUCGAAAUAAGGACGAACGUCAGAGUGACAUUACUCACGCAAUUCCAACGAUACUCGAUCAUAAGACAGACAAUCGAAGUUCAUCUCAGUUUGAGGCUGCAUCCAGACCACACAGUGGGAGGUCCAUUGGUUCAACAAAAGCAUUUGAUCACUCUCGUCCGGCAUCUUCUUCGUCGGAACUUUCAGGUUUUUCAAAACUAUUGUCAUCGUUGCCGAUGAAAGACGAUGGCGGUUCUGAAACACCAAAAGCAUCCAUUGAGAAUCAAAACACUAUAUCACCAAGAUCCACUCCAACACCACGAAACUUUCCAUUCGACUUCAAUAUCACAAAAACUCACCAUGCUUCACCAAGAUCAAGAAAUAGUAAAACGCCCACUAUCACCAGAGAAGAUUCGGAAGAUAAUGGAUUUUUUACAGAUUUACCAAGACAAAAUAUUGUAAAAGAAGUAAAAUUAACACCAGAAAAAUCUUCAACAUCGAAUGAAAAUAGCUCAGUAUUGCCAUCAACAGAAUGGAAACAAACUUUAACUAAUCGAAGCGGUAAUAACAAUACAGAAUAUGUUAUUCCAAAUUUAUUAUUAAAAAAAUCAACAGACUACACCCAACCCAAAACGACCCCACGCCUCUCGCAAACAAAACGGUCAAUAACAUUAGAUGAAACAAAUAAAAAAACAACAACAAUUGAUGACUACACGUUCUCAAGACCGACAUCGUCGUUAUCUUCUGCAUCAUUACCAGUUUCAAUUAUUUCAUCAAAACCUGAACUGAUAACAAAGCCCUCAAUUGAAGCCAAUCCCCAUAGACGUGCUGUUGUCCAUCGAACAGUAACGAACCCAACGACGAACGAUAACCAUACAACGGUAACAACAACAGCGAAAAAGUUUCGAAUAGACUUUAAUCAACAGAAUUCAAAGGAAAUAUUGUCCGUACCAUCAUCGAACUCAAAGAAAAUAUCCACAACCAACGCUAAUACACAUAUACCACAGUCAGUAAAUCCACAAAUGGUAGUUGAAGGCAAAAAAGUAUCAUCUAGUAGUGAAAAACCGGUAUUAUCAGCAAGAAUAUCGAAUAUAGAUGGGGGAGAUUUUGUUAGUUCAUCAACCAACUCAUUAAAUGCUAAUAAACUCAAAUCAUCAAUCACAUCAUCGACACGUAGUAUAAAGCAUUCUGGAAGUGAUUCAGUGAGAGACAGCAAUGCUAAUGUAAAUGAACAACAAUUGAAACGAUUACAUCCAAUCGUUAAUGGUAGCGUAAGCAGUACGUUAACAUCAAUUACACGUGAUGAAAAUAAUAUUCGGGACAGUGUGGCAAUACGAGACAGUUUAUUAGUACUAGAUAAAGAUAAUGCAGCAGCAGCAAAAAAUUCAAUUAGUGAUAGCAAUUUUGUAACUACUAGCCAAUCUCUUCGACCGAGAAAACUUGAAUUUACUCUGGGUGAUGGUGCAAGAUGGAAGGAAUCAUCUAUCGAUUCGUCGUCUACUCACCAAAAAACUUCGAUCAAUCAAAAAGUAAAUUCAUCGUCAAAUGACUUAACGAGACCUCUAUCAAGACAGUUAUCUCGUUGUAACACACCAUCAAGCAAAACAAACGCAAAACUUGCUGAACAAUACGUUCAAUAUGAGGACGAUGGUCGUAGCUCAAGAUUAUGUCAAGAUGUUGAGGACGAGCAAUGCUUUAACCAGUUGAGAGAAGAACUUUGUUCUCAAUUGGGCUCGGUAAGUCCGGGUUGGGACGCUAGUUUAAGCGAACAUGUACUAAAAAACUUACGUACGAUAGUAUUUAGUGAAAAAGAUUUACAAGAUAAUUUAGAAAUGCUUGAAGCAAAACUACGAGAAACAGAAUCUGUCCAAAGAUCAGAAACGAAUGAAGAUGACUUUAUGUCCUAUGAAGAAAUACGCAAUCUAUAA